Messenger RNA from Cloeon dipterum, 3093 nucleotides. RefSeq names its product lysosomal alpha-mannosidase-like. Gene Ontology annotation, biological process: mannose metabolic process. Gene Ontology annotation, cellular component: lysosome. The coding region runs from base 22 to 2985 and encodes 987 amino acids. The transcript has 17 exons. Gene Ontology annotation, molecular function: alpha-mannosidase activity; carbohydrate binding. The record is from RefSeq and is a predicted model, not a curated record. NCBI's taxonomy places the organism in Eukaryota, Metazoa, Arthropoda, Insecta, Ephemeroptera, Baetidae.
UCAGUCUUGGCUGAACCGACAAUGAAGUGGAAGCAACUGCUAAUUUCAUGUCUCUCUACACUCCAUUUCGUUGCGAGUGACCCACAUUGCGGAUAUGAGGCGUGUCCAAAGAUCGACAAAGAGAUGUUGACAGUCCAUUUGGUGCCUCACACCCACGACGAUGUCGGCUGGGUAAAGACGGUUGAUGAGUAUUUCUUCGGGACAAAAGACCAACGGCCUUCAGUGAGCGUGAAAACAAUUAUAGAGUCGGUCAUCGAGCAACUUCAGAUCGAUCCUGGCCGAAAGUUCAUUUGGGUGGAAACGGCCUUCUUUUGGAAGUGGUGGUCUUCGCAGCAAAACGACACGCUGAAAGACGUGGUGAAAAAAUUGGUAUCUGCCGGGCAGCUCGAGUUCACAGGAGGAGCGUGGAGCAUGAACGACGAGGCUGUCACGCACUACCAAAGCACCAUCGACCAGUUCACCUGGGGCUUCAGGCGCCUGAACGACAUUUUCGGGGACUGCGGACGUCCGCACGUCGGCUGGCAGAUCGAUCCGUUUGGCCAUUCUCGAGAAACGGCCUCUUUGAUGGCUCAGAUCGGUUUCGAUGGACUCUUCUUCGGACGGCUGGACAAAGACGAUAAGAAAAAUAGGAUGGAUCACAAGUCCAUGGAAAUGAUUUGGCGGGGAAGCAAGAAUAUCGGGGAGGACGGGGAUCUGUUCACUGGCGUUCUUUACAAUCAUUACAGUCCACCAAGAGGAUUUUGUUUUGACGUGUGGUGCUCGGAUUACAUUAGUGACGAGCCUGGUAAUAGCAAUUACAAAGAAAAGAUUGCCUCAUUCGUACAACUUGCCAAGGAGCAAUCAGACAAAUAUUUGACAAAAAAUAUAAUGUGGACAAUGGGAAUGGACUUCCACUACAUGAUUGCUGGCAAAUGGUACAAAAACAUGGAUACUUUAAUUAAACAUGUUAAUUCAAUUUCCAACGAAACGGGCAUCGUCGCCGUGUAUUCAACGCCGUCGUGCUACCUCCAAGCGCUUCACAAUUCUAGACUAGCCUGGCCCACCAAAGACGACGACUUUUUCCCUUACGCAAGCGAGCCAGACGCCUACUGGACCGGCUUCUUUACGUCCAGGCCAAAUUUGAAGAGAUUUGAACGCGCGGGAAACAAUCUUUUGCAGGUGUGCAAGCAACUGCACGUUUUGGCCGGCAGCACGGAAACGGACGGCUUGAACUCGUUGCGUGAGGCCAUGGGCGUUCUGCAGCACCACGACGCAAUCACAGGCACGGAAAAGCAGCACGUCGCUGAAGACUACGCUGCGAUUUUGAACAAAGCCCUCGUCCAGUGCGACGGUCUCACCUCAGAAUUUUUAAAUAAAUUGUCGAGAAAACGAGAAAAAGAGCCGAGUCUGGUCCUGUUUGAGAGAUGUCCGCUAUUGAACAUGAGCGAUUGUGCAGUGAGCGAAAACAAAACGACUUUCGUGGUCAAAAUUUUCAACCCGCUCGCCAGGCGUGUGAGCAAAUUCGUCCGAUUGCCGGUCACCGGCCCUGAGCAUUCGGUUUUUGACCUUUCUUCAGGGAAAAAACUUGAUAUUCAGUACGUGCCGAUUAUGGACGAGGUGAAUAAAAUUCCUGUUGGGAAAGGGAAGGCACUAUUUGAGCUCAUUUUCGAGGCCAGUGAUUUGCCACCCGUUGGAUUUAAAUCAUUCCACGUAACAAAGACAGGAAGGCAAGAAUUGCUGAGAAAAUUAAACAAUUUGGAGCACGAAAUCGGAAAUGAGUUCGUUAAAGUUUCCUUUGACGAUCGCUCCAAUUUGAUAAGGUCAGUGACGGUGGAAGGAAAAAACACGCCAAUUAGGCAGAGAAUGCUUUAUUAUCAAUCCGGCAAAAGUGGUUACGACGAUGCGGGAUAUCAGGGGACACGUCAGGCCUCAGGGGCCUACAUUUUCAGGCCGAGAAAAAACCAGCCGUUUAAAGUCUCUAAUGAACCAACCAAAAUUUCAAUAUUCAAAGGUCCUUUGGUGCAAGAAGCACACCAAACAUUUUCUCCGUGGGCCAGUCAGGUCGUCAGGGUGUACAGGGGGCAGAAACACGUGGAAAUAGACUGGCUAGUUGGCCCCAUUCCCACCGCCGAUGGAUUCGGGAAAGAAGUGAUUUCGAAGAUUUCUACAAAUUUGAAAACGAACGGAGAGUUCACGACCGACUCUAACAGCCGGGAGUAUUUGCGACGCAGGAGAAACGUGCGAGAAACGUGGACAGCGAACAUCGAGGAGCCGGUCGCUGGCAAUUAUUACCCAGUCACCAGCGCCAUUUCCAUGCAGGAUGAAAUUAGCACGGUGGCAAUUCUAACUGACCGAGCCCAAGGAGGAGCCAGUAUUGAAGACGGUAGCCUUGAGUUGAUGUUGCACAGACGCCUAGUGCAAGACGAUGGUUUCGGCGUGGAGGAAGUUUUGAACGAACAGCAGAUGGGAGUUGGAAUGGUGGCUCGGGGCCGACACAUUUUACUCAUUGCCCCCGUCGAUUCGAACGUUACGGCACGACAGAGAGAUCUGGUCCAGCGAGAAAUGGUGUUGGAGCCAACUCUGUACUUCGCACCGACCAACCUUACCGCGCAAGAAUGGGCAGAAAAAUAUCUUGUCGAGUUUUCAGGGAUCAAAACGGCUUUGCCUGAAAACGUAAAUCUGCUCACCAUGGAGCCGUGGAGGGGCAACUCAGUUUUGUUGAGACUCGAGAACGCCUUUGAGAAAAAAGAAGACCAAUUUCCUGUCAAAGUUUCACUGACGGAUUUAUUUGAAGCGGAGGUUGUGAGCGUUGAAGAGAUGAUGCUCGGAGCAAACCAGAAGGUGGGCGACAGCAAGAGGUUCAAGUGGCAGGCACAAUUUGAAGGAAUUGGAGACCGUGAAGGGCCCGCAAGAAAAACAGUUGGACCGUCGAAUAAUUUUGAGGUUAUUUUGUAUCCGAUGCAGAUUCGAACUUUUGUAGUCAGUUUGAAAACUACAUCUGUUUGAUGGUGAAUUUAACUAAAAUGUGAUUUUAAAUUAACCUUUGACUAGUGCUAUAUUUGCACCGUAUUUGUAUUAUGACUUAGAUGAGAGAAUAAACAAUUAAUAACAUUA